This is a messenger RNA of Erigeron canadensis, 546 nucleotides long. RefSeq names its product cytochrome c oxidase assembly protein COX19-like. Bases 136 to 420 code for a protein of 94 amino acids. Lineage: Eukaryota; Viridiplantae; Streptophyta; Magnoliopsida; Asterales; Asteraceae. The transcript has 4 exons. The record is from RefSeq and is a predicted model, not a curated record.
CUUGAGGUGUCACUUUCCACUCGCCGGUUUGCAUUUUCGAUCGAGUUUCGCCUGUACUGAAAAUUCUGAACCAAUAAAAUGAAAUUUUAAAUUUUGUAAUAAAUAAAUAGUAUAACUCUUCAUUGAUCUCAUUGGAUGAGCGCAGGUGGAGCAUUUGGGGGGAACAGAGGCGCGCGGCCAGUCCCACCAGAGAAAGGGGUGUUUCCGUUGGACCACAUGCACUUAUGCGACCAGGCGAAGAAGGAAUAUAUAAGCUGUCUCAAAACAUCAGGGCACAAAUCUGAGAUAUGCAGACAUCUAUCAAAGAAGUAUCUUGAAUGUCGUAUGGAAAAGAAUUUGAUGGCAAAGCAAGAUAUGUCAGAACUUGGGUUCAAGACGGAUGACAAUUCAGAAGUGUCUACAGAGAAAAUGACUAGUUAGGCAUAGGUUGUGUGAUAACAAGAAACGUGAUGACAAUUUCGAAGUUAUUGUUGUGUGAACAAGAAAAAAAGUUUUUGUUUUUGGACACGAGUUAGAUUUAUCAAACCACUUUUAUAGGUCUUACAA